Molecule: messenger RNA, 2036 nt
Organism: Pelecanus crispus (Dalmatian pelican)
Lineage: Eukaryota; Metazoa; Chordata; Aves; Pelecaniformes; Pelecanidae
Source: RefSeq, a predicted model, not a curated record
CGGGGCCAGAGGAGGGUGAUGCUGUGCUCCAUUGCCUUGCAGGGAUGCCCGGCUGGGAGGUAGGCGACUGAAUGGCAGGCAUGGAAGGGAGAGGACCCUAUCGCAUCUAUGACCCCGGCGGGGGGACGGAGGAGAAUGGAUCCACAGCCUUUGAGCGGCUGGUGGAGGAGAACAUCCGGCUGAAGGAGAAGAUGCAGGGGAUCAAGUCUAUCGGAGAGCUGCUGGAGGAGUCCCAGGUGGAGGCAUCCAAGCUGCGGCAGAAGGCGGAGGACCUUGUGAAGGACAACAAAAUGCUGAUGGCAUCAUCUUCCUUGGAGGACCUGGUGGAAACUGGAGCCGUCGGCCCUGAUCCCAACUCCACACGGGCUGCCCCGGGCAGCACCCAGCCAGACGCGGAAGCACGGAAAUCUCCUCCAAGUGGAUCCUCCUCGGAGUUCGAGAUUGUCGCCGUCGAAGCACAGGGGUUUCCCCAGGAGAGCGGGAGAGCGGACUUGGAGCAGCCACCAAACGAGGAUGCCAACCUGUUACCCCAGCUGCAGCAGCUGGAGAGCACGCUGAGCGGCUGCACCAAGGAGGCCAGCAAGGACCAGGUCUUUGUGCGCAUGGGCUACAUGGCCUCCGAGCUCAAGCGCCUGGCCUCCAAGGUGCACAAGAAUGAGCAGAGAACAUCAUUCCUGCAGACACUGUGUGAGACGCUGCACAGUGAGAACAAGGAGCUGCGAACCAAGCUGGAGCGGGACCUGGAGCAGAGAAACCAGGCGCUGGAGAAGCUCAGAUGUGAGAACCAGGAGCUCCGGAGGAUGGUGACGUUGAGCAGCCAGGACAGUGGGAAGAGGGAAGCUGCCGAGCAGCAGCAGCAGAGUGGGGCCGCGGUGGAGAAGGCACCGGGCAGAGGAGAGCUGGAAGCCAAGGAGAAGAAGGUGAAGAUCCUGGAGCACCAGCGCAGGGAGUUGCUGGAGGUGAAUAAGCAAUGGGAUCAGCACUUCCGAGCCACGAAGCAGAAGUAUGAGCAGAAGGUCACAGACUUGCACCAGGAGCUGGCCGAGGCCCGCAGGGCGCUGACCGAGAUGGAGUCAGAGCGGGAGCAAAAGCAACGGGAUUUCGACCGCAAGCUGCUCCUGGCCAAGUCCCGGAUUGAAACAGAGGAGGCAGAGAAGGAGAGGCUGUCCAGGGAGGUGAGGGACCUGCAGCAGAGGAUGCGGUUCCUGCAGGAGCAGCUGGCUCCAGUCACCAGGCAGCGGGAGUACCAGGAGAAGGAGAUCCAGAGGCUGAACAAGGCACUAGAGGAGGCUCUGAACGUCCAGGCCUCCCCGCCACCCAUCUUUGCCAGCACCAUGGAGCCAGCGGGGAAGGUGCCACAGCAGGAGCUGGUGACCCAGAACGAGCUCCUCAAGCAGCAGGUGAAAAUUUUCGAGGAGGACUUCCAGCGGGAGCGGAGUGACAGGGAGAGGAUGAAUGAGGAGAAGGAAGAGCUCAAGCAGCAGCUGGAGAAGCUGCAGAAGCAGCUGGUCCUUUCCAACAACCAGCUGCGAGCCUGCAAGGAGGACUGCCAGCGGGAGAAGGAAAAGGUGAAGAAGCUGCUGAAACAGCACAAACAGGCUUCCGGAGAGAGGCUGCACCCUGAGCCGCGGCCGGGGCCGCGGGGCGGUGCCUGCCCCCUGUACCAGUACCAGUACAGUUCCCCUGUGGCUUCCCCCCUGUACCACGGCUUCGACGAGUGGCAGCAGCUCCCAUACUCGCCAGCAAUUCCAGGCGAGCACACGCCAGGACAAAAUUUCCACCAUUUUCCCACGCCCGAGUACCGCUGGCACCCGCCCUGCGCCAUGGCUCGCAGCCAGAAUGCUCAGGCAGUGGCCGGGGUGAAACCGGUCCCCAAGGACUUGGAACAGGCAGGUCCUGGAUUGCCCUAACGCCAAGGACCAGCUGCACCGCGAUACCAGUGGAAGAGGAGUAGGGUGUGUGUGUGUGCCCGUGUGUAUGUAUCUAGGAGCUUCCUUCGGCUGCCUAUCCCCAUGCGCGGAGAUGUGGUGGACAUG